Micropterus salmoides (largemouth bass) is the source of this 5725-nucleotide messenger RNA. It is a transcript of the gene nnt, whose product is annotated as nicotinamide nucleotide transhydrogenase. Bases 1 to 3264 code for a protein of 1087 amino acids. Lineage: Eukaryota; Metazoa; Chordata; Actinopteri; Centrarchiformes; Centrarchidae. Gene Ontology annotation, molecular function: NAD binding; NADP binding. Gene Ontology annotation, biological process: proton transmembrane transport; NADPH regeneration. The transcript is spliced from 21 exons. Gene Ontology annotation, cellular component: mitochondrial inner membrane. The record is from RefSeq and is a predicted model, not a curated record.
AUGGCGAGCCUCCUACGAGUUGUGGCAGCUAGCUGCUCGGCCCCUGUGUUCAGCGGGGUUUCAUGUGUGAAGCUGCGGAGCGGCCAUGCUGUCAAAUCGUCAUACCUUCGCUUUUUUAGGACCCAUCAAGCUCUCGGGCGAUGUGCCAGUCCAGGUAUUCCAUAUAAACAAUUGACAGUUGGCAUACCCAAAGAAAUUUUCCAGAGUGAACGUCGUGUGGCGCUUUCUCCCGCUGGUGUCCAGGCGCUCGUCAAACAGGGCUUCAAUGUUGUCGUGGAGUCUGGAGCUGGCGAGCCAUCCAAGUUCCAUGAUGAACAGUACACCCAAGCUGGAGCAACAAUUAAAAACAUUAAAGAUGUCUUGGCAUCUGAUUUGGUGGUUAAGGUCCGCGCUCCCAUUUUUAACCCUGAUUUGGGUGUCCAUGAGGUGGAGAUGAUGAAGGACGCGGCUACUUUAAUCAGCUUCAUCUACCCAGCCCAGAACCCCGAGCUGAUGGACAUGCUUUCCCAGAAGAAGGCCACCGUCCUGGCUAUGGACCAAGUGCCCCGAGUCACCAUCGCCCAGGGUUAUGAUGCACUGAGCUCAAUGGCAAACAUUGCAGGGUACAAAGCAGUUGUGCUGGCAGCUAACAGCUUUGGUCGCUUUUUCACUGGACAAAUCACAGCAGCUGGGAAAGUGCCACCAGCAAAGGUUCUGAUCAUUGGAGGUGGCGUGGCUGGGUUGGCAGCAGCUGGUACUGCCAGGGCAAUGGGAGCCAUUGUCAGAGGAUUUGAUACCAGAGCUGCAGCUUUGGAGCAGUUUAAAUCUUUGGGCGCAGAGCCGCUGGAGGUGGAUUUCAAGGAGUCAGGAGAGGGUCAAGGAGGCUAUGCCAAGGAAAUGUCAAAGGAGUUCAUAGAGGCAGAGAUGAAGCUGUUUGCCAAACAAUGUCAGGAGGUGGACAUUGUCAUCAGCACUGCUCUUAUCCCUGGUAGACGGGCGCCCAUCCUGAUCACCAAACCAAUGGUAGAGAGCAUGAAAGAUGGGUCUGUGGUGGUGGACUUGGCUGCCGAGGCUGGAGGAAACAUUGAGACCACAGUGCCUGGAGAGCUGUCAGUAUACAAGGGAGUGACCCAUAUUGGGUACACAGACCUUCCCAGCCGUUUGCCGACACAGUCCAGUACACUGUACUCAAACAACAUCACUAAGUUGUUGCGGGCCGUCAGCCCCGACAAGGAGAACUUUUACCUCGACGUCAAGGAAGUGUUUGACUACGGGACCAUGGACCACGUUGUCAGAGGAUCUGUUGUCAUGCAGAAUGGAAAGAACCUGUUCCCUGCUCCUCAGCCUAACAAUUUGCCCUCUGCAGCGCCUCCUAAACCCAAGUCUGUCCAGGAAUUACAGAAGGAGAAGGCUUCCCAAAUAUCCCCCUUCAGGGCUACACUUACCACUGCUGGCUCAUACACUGGAGGUGCUGCUGUCCUGCUGGGUCUGGGUCUGGCAGCUCCUAACGCCGCCUUCACGCAGAUCGUCACCACCUUUGGACUGGCUGGCAUUGUGGGAUACCACACCGUGUGGGGAGUCACUCCUGCUCUGCACUCUCCCCUCAUGUCUGUCACCAAUGCUAUCUCGGGUCUGACUGCUGUGGGUGGUCUGUCCCUGAUGGGAGGUGGCUACACCCCAACAACUACUGCUGAGACACUUGCUCUGCUGGCUGCCUUCAUCUCCUCUGUCAACAUUGCUGGUGGUUUCCUGGUGACUAAGAAGAUGUUGGACAUGUUCAAGCGCCCCACUGAUCCUCCAGAGCAUAACUACCUUUAUCUGCUUCCUGGUGGUGUCUUUGUUGGAGGCUACGCUGCUGCUCUUCAGUCUGGAUACAACAUUGAACAGAUGAUGUACUUGGGCUCAGGUCUGUGCUGUGUCGGUGCCCUGGCUGGCCUUUCCAACCAGACCACAGCCCGUCUGGGUAAUGCUUUGGGUAUGAUGGGAGUCAUGGGGGGGGUCGCUGCCACUCUGGGAGCUCUCAAACCGAGUCCUGAGCUCCUGGCACAGAUGAGCGCAGCCAUGGCUGUUGGCGGCACCGCUGGCCUGGCCAUUGCUAAGAGGAUCCAGAUCACAGACUUGCCCCAGCUGGUGGCUGCCUUCCACAGCUUGGUGGGGCUUGCCGCAGUGCUUACCUGUGUGGCCGAAUACAUGAUCGAGUACCCCCACUUCGCCACAGACCCUGCAGCCAACCUCACCAAGGUUGUAGCGUACAUCGGUACCUACAUUGGUGGAAUCACUUUCAGUGGCUCUUUGGUGGCAUAUGGCAAACUACAAGGUGUUCUGGACAGUGCUCCCCUGAUGCUCCCUGGUCGUCAUGCUCUCAACGCAAGCCUCAUGGCGGCCAGUGUUGGUGCGAUGAUUCCCUUCAUGCUGGAUCCCAGUUACACCACAGGCCUUACCUGUCUCGGAUCAGUCUCUGCUCUCUCUGCUGUCAUGGGUGUCACCUUGACAGCAGCUAUUGGAGGCGCUGACAUGCCGGUGGUAAUCACCGUACUGAACAGUUACUCAGGCUGGGCCCUGUGUGCCGAGGGCUUCCUGCUCAACAACAACCUUCUGACCAUCGUCGGAGCGCUCAUUGGAUCGUCUGGAGCCAUUCUGUCAUAUAUUAUGUGUGUGGCCAUGAAUCGUUCACUGGCUAAUGUGAUCCUGGGAGGCUACGGCACGUCUUCCACCGGUGGAGGAAAGCCCAUGGAGAUCACAGGGACACACACAGAGGUCAACGUGGAUCAGACCGUCGACAUGAUUAAAGACGCCCAGAGCAUAAUCAUCACUCCAGGUUAUGGACUCUGUGCUGCGAAGGCCCAGUACCCCAUCGCUGAGCUGGUGAAGCUACUUAGAGAUGCAGGCAAGAAUGUCAGGUUUGGUAUUCACCCUGUGGCUGGCCGUAUGCCCGGUCAGCUCAAUGUGCUGUUGGCUGAAGCUGGUGUCCCAUAUGAUAUUGUCCUGGAGAUGGAGGAGCUUAAUGAAGACUUCCCUGAAACGGACCUGACCCUGGUGAUCGGUGCCAAUGACACAGUGAACUCAGCCGCCCAGGAAGAUCCCAACUCUAUCAUUGCCGGUAUGCCUGUGCUGGAGGUCUGGAAGUCGAAGCAGGUGAUUGUGAUGAAACGUUCCCUGGGCGUGGGCUACGCCGCUGUUGACAACCCCAUCUUCUACAAGCCCAACACUGCGAUGUUGCUAGGAGACGCCAAGAAGACUUGCGAUGCUCUGCUGGCCAAGGCCCGCGAGUCCCAGAGCCAGUAAGGUUACUCUGGGACUAGUGUGGCACACAUGGAGCUAGUGUAGUACACAUGGCGCGAGGAUGUUUUCCCCCCCAAAAGUCUCAGUAUUAAGAUCUUCUUUGUCCCAUUGUGACUCAGCCAGUUGAGCAAAGAUGAUCUCUAAGAUACAAUGUUUAUGACACACCCUUCCUAUCAUUGAUAGAUUUAAAAAAAAAAAAGGCAACAUUUGUUGUAAAAAAACAAAAAAAUGCUUGUGCAGUAAAGCCAAGUAAUGCAGAUACUGUAGUUUUACUCCCAGUUUUCUCUUUGACACGUUUAUUGUGUUUAUUAGUGAAGGAAGGGUACGUCAAGCACAUGCACAUGGUCUGUAAUCUGCAGAGCAACUGACAGAUCUUCAUGUUAGACACCUAUAUUAAUGUAAUACAAUCAGAAAUGUAGAUGCAGUAAGAUGUUAGAUUUGUUAAAUUUCACUGUUAAGAUGUUUUAGGAAAUAGUAAGUUGUUGAAAGAAAAUUGAAGACGAAUUGGAAUUAAAAAGGAGCUACGGCAGAGAUAUAAACAUGAGCCGCCAGAGAAAGAGGUCUGAGAGACUUAUGUUACAGCACUAAUGUUUUCCCACGCUGUAAAAACAGUCCCCCCCACCCCCUCUCCAGACUUAUUAUAGUAAGGUCAUUUGAUGUUCUCUUUGAAAGAUCUGUUUUGCUCUAAUGUCCCACCUUCUUUUUCUGUACAAGUAAAAAAAGCUGAAUAGUGCAACAUUUUUGUAAAGUUCUUUCAGUUCCAGUUUUAUACUGUAUUGAGAGAUUUUUGUAUUCGGUUUAAUAAUUAUCAUUAACCUAGAAAAUGAUCCUGUUUUAAAGCCAUAACCAGUUAUCCAAAAUCUAGUCAUGCUACUUGCUUUUUUUCUUUUCACUUGAGUGUGUCUUGUGACCUCCACCCAUGCCCAGAUAUCACACAUGGAUCCAAAAACUGUCAGAAAUCCACUCAAACCUCGUCUAUCGAGCAUUUAAUGCAAUAAAACAGAAUGGAUCUGACCUUUAAGUGUAAGACCACAGCUACCCUGUAAUGCUAGUAAAGACUGUGCUACUCCUACAAACAGCUCUGAUAGCUCAAUGUAUUUUAUGUUUUUGAACCAGGCGUGUCCCAUCAUCCUGUGUGGUUCUGAUGUUAUAGUAUAUGUCUGGCCUUUGGCUUUUACGCUAAAGAAGUUUUUUUAAUUUUUUUUGGCUCAUCCACUCCAAUAUGUGUGUCCUUGUUAUGGCUUCAGAAGGAAAUGUAAAGUAGGGCCAUAUGUAAACCUGACUGUUGUGUAAAGACAACAAUGAAGUUAAUUGAUUUGAUUUGUUGCCGCAUUUCAGAAUACGUGAAUUAUUCAACAUUAUUAUUAAUUGUGCAUUUCUAAAUUCAAAUGUUCCCUUUUCAUUUCUUUUAAACUUGUGCCAAAACAUCCCCUUUUGUACUCAAUCUGGAUAGAAUCCAUGGCACAAAUGUAGAUUGAUUGGUUGUUGUCUAACCACUUGAGUAAUUCUUGAAAAGAUCCCUGACAUAAUGACAGUAGCUCCCACGCUACAUCUGUCUUCACACAGCUGAGCUAACUGAACUAAAAACACCAAAUACCUUGUCCACCAAGUUUGAAUUUUUGACCAAGGUUGGUUUGCUGCCAUCCUAUUAUUACUUUACUUUCUCUGUGUUUUAUGGCCAUGAUACAGUAAAAGAAUCAGUACGUUUCCUUUGUACAAGGUUUGAGGAACAACAGGUCAUGAAUUGACAGGACAACUAAGUUAGUACUGUAAGAAGUAAGUUAUUAUGUUAACCCUGGGGCCGUAUACAUUGACCAUGACAACUAUCCUACCUCUCCAUAAAAUGACCAAUAACUUUGCAUAGGACCUUCACCUGACCAAUCAUCAAUGACUGAAUCUACUACGGGCCAGUCAUUUACCAUACACACACUUGCAUACCCUAAAUCUGCACAAUUGCCUUCUGUUUUGUGUUCAUUGUUUUUUAACCAUCAGACCUCAGUUUGCUGCUGACUAGUUUACUGUAUGUUAUGCAAGUGAAGAGCUGCAGAUGUCAUUAGUGCUCAUGAGGCUUAUUGUUCUUACAUGUCAGUUUACACAAGCAAACGCAAUCUUUAAGGACUAUUACAUUGAGAUGUCUGCUUAAUAUUUGGAGCCUGUUGCCAUUUUUUGUACUUUAUAGGUAUUGAUCAAAUUAGGGGAGAUGGAAAAAUCUUAAGAAAUUUACCAUGGCCAAAAGCAAACCAGUCCCCCCCCCCCCCCCCCUCCAUUUCCUUACCCUUUUUGCUUAAGGAAAGUAUUUUUUUAAAGAGGCUAUUUGUGCAGAGCAACAAUGGGGUUUUGAAGUUGUACAAUGUUUCAAUGCACCACAUAGGGAGUUAAAAUGAUGAAAUGUACUGUGAAUGUUUUUCUCCUCAUGUUUAUCAUGGAACAUUUUCAUCCCUAAUAAACCUGUAUUUACACUAGA